AUGCGCCUCAUAGGUCUCACAGGCUCAAUAGCCACCGGGAAAUCCACCUGCUCAUCCCUCCUCUCCUCCCCGCCACACAAUCUCCCCAUCAUCGAUGCCGACCUGCUGGCGCGCAAAGCAGUUGAACCGGGAACAUGGGCAUACAGCCGCAUCGUGUCGACUUUCGGUCCAACAACUCCUGAUCUCCUCCUCCCACCCUCCGACCCUGCCUGCGAAGGUCUCUCGGACGGUCCUACAGGCAGAGGCCGCCCACUGAACAGACCAGCUCUCGGCCGCCGCGUCUUCGGUACGAGCGAGGAAAAAGCCGUGGAUAGGAAGAAAUUGAAUAUGCGGUUCUACAUGCUACGCGAAAUUCUGUGGUACUACGUCAUGGGACACUGGGCCGUGGUCCUCGAUGUACCACUCCUGUUCGAGAGCGGGCUGGAUAUGUUCGUGAGCACGGUCGUGGUCGUCGCGGUUUCGGAACCAACCAUCCAAAUGCAGAGACUACUCGAUCGUGACGUGCAUCUAAGUGAGGAGGACGCGAAGAACCGGGUGGCUAGUCAGACGGAUGUGAGGGAGAAGGCGAAACGGGCUGAGGAUAGGAAUAGACGAGGGAAGGGGAGGGGAUAUGUGCUGUAUAACGAUACGGAUAAGGAGGAUUUGAGGCUGCAGAUUGAUGAUGUUAUGAGGCAGAUACGUGCUGAUAGUCCGAGGUGGUGGAGUUUGGCGUUGCUUGUGUGUCCGCCGUUGAUGGUCGCUGUGGCGAGUCUGGAGGUGUUGAGGGGGUGGAGCAUACAGAAGGAGCAGGCGAGAGAGCUUGGGAGAGAUUUGCCUAAGGCGAAGUUAUGA
This is a messenger RNA of Lithohypha guttulata, 831 nucleotides long. It is a transcript of the gene CAB5, whose product is annotated as Dephospho-CoA kinase cab5. NCBI's taxonomy places the organism in Eukaryota, Fungi, Ascomycota, Eurotiomycetes, Chaetothyriales, Trichomeriaceae. Gene Ontology annotation, molecular function: dephospho-CoA kinase activity; ATP binding. Gene Ontology annotation, biological process: coenzyme A biosynthetic process. The record is from RefSeq and is a predicted model, not a curated record. The transcript has 2 exons. The coding region runs from base 1 to 831 and encodes 276 amino acids.